AUGAUUGACAUUUUGUCCUCAUUGCUCUUGUCAGAUUCGGUUGAAGCAGGAGAGAAGCUUGUGAAGACAGCCCUGGAUGCUUUCGGCAGAAUAGAUGUUGUGGUCAACAAUGCUGGAAUCCUGAGGGACCGUUCCUUCUCCAGGAUAAGUGAUGAAGACUGGGAUAUUAUUCAGAGAAUUCAUUUGUGGGGCUCCUUCCAAGUGACUCGAGCAGCAAGGGAUCAUAUGAAGAAACAGAAAUAUGGAAGGUGACUCAUCCGCCUGUCCCUGAGUGAUAACGCCAAAUGAGAUGCGGAACCAUGGUGGAUGCAGCUCUGUGGAGAGCUGGGACGUGCUGUUUCAAGGUUCCUGAAUACACCGCUUGGAGAAGAGUUCCAGAGUCCCGUCUUCCUUGCUGGUAGAGGAGGUUGCUGCAACUGGUGGCCAUACAGGGAACAGCUGAGGACUCAGAACUUCUUGUGGUCAGGGCAGUG
Molecule: messenger RNA, 473 nt
Organism: Mesocricetus auratus (golden hamster)
Lineage: Eukaryota; Metazoa; Chordata; Mammalia; Rodentia; Cricetidae
Product: peroxisomal multifunctional enzyme type 2-like
Exons: 5
Coding region: 1-252 (83 amino acids)
Source: RefSeq, a predicted model, not a curated record